Molecule: messenger RNA, 4737 nt
Organism: Nicotiana attenuata
Lineage: Eukaryota; Viridiplantae; Streptophyta; Magnoliopsida; Solanales; Solanaceae
Product: probable LRR receptor-like serine/threonine-protein kinase At4g20940
Exons: 3
Coding region: 903-4088 (1061 amino acids)
Biological process (GO): protein phosphorylation
Molecular function (GO): protein binding; ATP binding; protein kinase activity
Source: RefSeq, a predicted model, not a curated record
GGGUCUUUAUUGAGUUUUCCAACAAAAAUGUCCUUUUUAGAGAGAGAAGUUGAGAGUUGUAAGAGAGAGAGAGAAAACUUUGUCCAUGAAAUAGGAAGAAGACAAAUGCUGAGUGUGUCACUGCCAUUUCUGGGGGUUUGAGGCUUCUCUUUCAUUCAUAUAAUCUCAAAAAACAACACUAGGGUUUUACACUUUUUGUUUUGGAGCUUUUCUUGAACUUCAUUUGUAAUGUUAUCAAGAUUUCUAAAGGGCUAAACGCUUUGCUGGUCCAUUUCGAGGCUACCACUUGAGUGCAUUUACACUGCAUUAAAGAAGAGGGGAAGUUGGUGAAUGUGGGAGCAAACCUGAGGUUCCAACAUAACUCAAAAAGGUGUAAUCAUUGCAAGAAGCUGAAUUUCUUCAGUAAAUCUUUGAAAAAGACUGCUUCUUUUUUGGUCAUUAAGCUUACAUUCUUGGUAAAAAUGUUUGUUGUUAUGUGAGAAAUUGCUUGAACUUGUUCUGUCUGCACUUUGUUUUUUUCACUCAUUGCCUCCUUUCAGCUACUAUUUGUAGAAAAAUUGCUCUUCUUGAAUCUGUCUUGCAUUGCUGUUUUUAGACAGAAUUUGGUUUUUGGUCCAUAUAUUGUUGGCUGAAGGAGGAUUCUUGUGAUUUUGGGUUGAAGUUGGAUGCUUUUUGGCUGUUGUUUUACUGCUUUUGAGCUGUAAUGGUUGUUAUUGAGGUUUAGUGGCAUGGAUAUAAGUUUGUGAAAAGUGGUUUUCAUAUGUUGAGCUUCUACUUAUAGUGAACCUCAUACUUACAGCUGCCCCCUUUUGGAUUUCUUUAAGCUUGGAAGUUUGAAGAUUUUCUUGAUUUUUUGGUGUGAGUUUGUCACUUUGUUUAGCAGAGCUUCUUCUGGUGUUAUAAUGAAGCUAUUUAGGUGCUUGAUACUUGUGCUUUGUUUUGGUUCUGCUAUGGGGCAGCUUCCUUCUCAGGACAUUUUGACCCUUCUUGAGUUCAGGAAGGGUAUAAAACAUGAUCCCACGGGUUAUGUACUUCAGUCAUGGAAUGAGGAGUCGAUUGAUUUUAACGGUUGCCCUUCAUCUUGGAACGGUAUAAUGUGCAAUGGUGGUAAUGUUGCAGCUGUUGUCCUUGAUAACUUAGGUUUAUCUGCUGAUGCAGAUUUGAGUGUGUUUGCGAACCUCACAAUGCUUGUGAAACUCUCUAUGGCUAACAAUUCAAUUGCUGGAAAUAUGCCAAACAAAAUUGGUGAAUUCAAGAGCCUUAAGUAUCUGGAUAUUUCAAACAAUCUAUUCACCUCCUCUUUACCACCAGAGAUUGGAAAAGUAGGAAGCUUAAAGAAUCUGUCAUUAGCUGGUAACAACUUCUCUGGCCCAAUCCCCGAUACGAUUUCAGAGCUCAUGUCAAUUGAAUCUUUGGAUUUGAGCCACAACUUUCUUUCUGGGCCACUUCCUUCAUCUUUGACCAAGUUAAAUAAUUUGGUAUACCUCAAUCUAUCUCUUAAUGGAUUUACAAAGAAAAUCCCAAAAGGAUUUGAGCUAAUGGCUAACCUUGACGUUCUUGACUUGCAUGGAAAUAUGCUUGAUGGUACUUUGGAUCCAGAGUUCUUAAUGUUUACUACUGCUACUUAUGUUGACUUAAGUGGAAAUUUACUUGUCAGUUCUACCUCUCAACAGCAGAAAUUUCUGCCGGGCAUAUCGGAGUCGGUAAAGUACUUGAGUCUUAGCCAUAAUCAACUUACUGGGUCACUAGUAAGUGGCGGUGAAGCUCAGGCAUUUGGGAACUUGAAAGUUCUGGAUUUGAGCUACAAUCAGCUGUCGGGGGAAUUACCUGGCUUCAAUUUUGUUUAUGAUCUUCAGGUCCUUAAGCUCAGCAACAAUAGAUUUUCCGGGUUCGUCCCAAAUGAUCUUUUGAAAGGAGAUUCUUUGGUUCUCACAGAAUUGGAUUUAAGUGGAAACAACCUCACAGGGUCAAUAAGCAUGAUUACAUCAACAACUUUGCGUGUCCUUAACUUAUCCUCCAAUGCUCUUUCCGGUGAACUUCCAAUGGUGACAGGAAGUACUGCAGUACUUGAUCUCUCAAAGAACCAGUUAGAGGGAAAUCUAACUAGAAUGCAGAAAUGGGGGAAUGUUGAAUUUCUUGACCUCAGCCAAAACCGAUUGACUGGAAACAUUCCUGAGGUUACAGCUCAGUUUCUGCGGUUAAAUCACCUAAACCUUUCUCACAAUACCCUUACUGGAACUCUCCCAAAGGUUAUCACACAGUUUCCUAAGAUCACAGUCCUUGAUCUCAGUUUCAACCAGUUGGAUGGGCCUCUUCUCACUUCUCUGCUGACAUUACCCACUAUUGAAGAACUUCACCUACAAAACAAUGCACUUGUUGGAAGUAUUGAUUUCCCUGCCCCCUCUGCUACUCCCAACCUCCGAGUUCUUGAUCUUUCUCAUAAUCAGCUUGCUGGUUAUCUUCCUGAUGAGUUUGGCUCGUUGACCGCUCUUCAAGUACUUGAUAUAGCUGCAAAUAAUUUCUCUGGAUCUCUGCCUACUUCGAUUGGUCAAGUUAGUGCACUUACUUCUCUUGACAUUUCGCAGAAUCAUUUUACUGGUCCACUGCCAAAGAAUCUGCGUAAUGGCCUCCAAAGCUUUAAUGCGUCACUCAAUGACUUAUCUGGUGUUGUUCCUGAAAAUUUGAGAAAAUUUCCGUUAUCAUCUUUCUAUCCUGGAAACUCUGGACUUCAAUUUCCAAAUCCUCCAUCAGGAUCUGGCCAAGCUUCAGCAGAAAACCAGAAAAGCAGAUCACUUAAGAGUAUCAUCAAGGUGGUAAUAAUAGUUGCUUGUGUAAUUGCUCUUAUUAUUUUGGUGUUACUAGCCAUUUUCAUUUACUAUAUACGAGCGUCAAGGAAGCCUCAUCCUCAAGUUACUAAAAAGGAUGUUCAUCACCAAGCCCCAUCACAUCCUUCUGGCUUUAGUAGUAGGGAGGGUACAGGUGGUGUAGUCGUUUCAGCUGAAGACCUUAUGACUUCACGAAAAGGAUCAUCAGAAAUAAUUAGUCCAGAUGAGAAAAUGGCUGCUAUAACUGGUUUCUCCCCUUCGAAAGGUAGCCAUUUCUCAUGGUCACCAGAGUCUGGAGAUUCGUAUAUUGCAGAAAACUUUGCAAGGUUAGAUGUGAGGUCUCCAGAUCGUCUUGCUGGAGAGCUGUACUUCCUUGAUGAUACAAUCUCUUUUACACCCGAGGACCUAUCUAGGGCUCCGGCUGAAGUCCUAGGCAGAAGCAGCCAUGGUACAUCUUACAGGGCAACACUAGAGAACGGGUUGCUCCUGACUGUGAAAUGGUUGAGAGAAGGAGUGGCAAAGCAGCGAAAGGAUUUUGCAAAGGAGGCAAAAAAGUUUGCCAAUAUAAGGCAUCCUAAUGUAGUAGGAUUAAGAGGUUACUACUGGGGUCCCACACAGCACGAGAAGCUCAUUCUUUCGGAUUAUAUAUCUCCCGGAAGUCUUGCAAGUUUCCUCUAUGAUCGACCGGGUAGAAAAGGCCCACCACUAACGUGGCCCCAAAGACUCAAAAUAUCAGUUGAUGUUGCACGUGGUCUGAACUACCUCCAUUUUGAUCGUGAGGUGCCACACGGAAACCUUAAAGCAACUAACAUCUUGUUGGACGGGCCAGACCUUAAUGCACGAGUUGCGGAUUACUGCCUUCACCGCCUCAUGACUCAAGCCGGCACAGUAGAACAGAUUCUUGAUGCUGGAGUGUUGGGUUAUCGUGCCCCCGAGUUGGCUGUGUCGAAGAAGCCACUGCCUUCCUUCAAAUCAGAUGUAUAUGCUUUUGGAGUUGUUUUGUUGGAGCUGCUAAGUGGGAAGUGUGCAGGUGAUGUCGUCUCUGGCGAAGAUGGUGGAGUAGACUUAACUGACUGGGUAAGGUUGAAGGUGGCAGAAAGUUGUGGCUCGGAUUGUUUUGACAGUAUGUUAUCGGCCGAGAUCGGAAAUCCAGCAAUGGAGAAGCAGAUGAAGGAGGUUCUUGGGAUAGCUGUUCGAUGCAUUCGUUCUGUAUCUGAGAGGCCAGGUAUCAAGACUAUAUAUGAGGACCUUUCAUCUAUAUAGUUUGUACUCAUUUUGGUAUUGGUGAACCAUAUGUUUUGCUCUUCUUUGGGAAUCAAAUAGCUCAUUGACCUCCCUUUUGAGUAGUAGAAUUAGAUCCAGUUAGUGUGUGAAUGGGCCGGGGCUAGUUUUAUUGACCGUUUGCUUGUUGUAAAUUGGGGCAUACUUAAUGUGUAAACAAACUUUUCUCCCCUUUUGGUGGACAAUUCAAAAGCAAAGAGGCUAAGUACUUUUGGCCUACUUUAUUGUUUUGAUGAGGACCUACUUUAUUGGUAGCAAGAUAUGCAUGCAGAUGUGGUAUCAUUUGAGGAUAAGAGUAUGCAUUGGUAUCUGUUUUCUGGAGUUCCAAUUGUAUGGCGGAGGAGAAAAUUAUUCUUGAAACUCCCUCUUUUAAUAUGCCGCGGAUGCUAUGCUGGAAAUCCCUUCUUUGAACGCGCCAUGGAUACUAUUCUGGGAGUGACUAAAAUUGAAGUAACUCUGAGUUUAUUUCCAAAUCUGCAGCACGGAUAUGCUCUAACAAUUCAGCUGACAUUAAUUCUGCUCUGCAUAGUGGCCACUAAGGUUUUAUAGAAAAAUCCUACUGUAGACGUGGAGUAUGAUUAUAUGCUCAAAUUGAUAAAUUGCCAAUUUUGAAUAAACCUUGUUAUAGGCU